Colletotrichum siamense is the source of this 3288-nucleotide messenger RNA. RefSeq names its product AP-3 complex subunit delta-1 (gene AP3D1). Gene Ontology annotation, biological process: protein targeting to vacuole; Golgi to vacuole transport. Bases 1 to 3288 code for a protein of 1095 amino acids. Gene Ontology annotation, cellular component: AP-3 adaptor complex; endosome membrane; membrane coat. The transcript is spliced from 6 exons. Lineage: Eukaryota; Fungi; Ascomycota; Sordariomycetes; Glomerellales; Glomerellaceae. The record is from RefSeq and is a predicted model, not a curated record.
AUGGUGAAGGAGUGGAAGCUCGACUUUCAACGAGCCAUGGUCUAUAGUGCAAGCCGAGGAAGCGAAAGUGAAGUGCCGCACGAGGAAACUGCUGUCAAUUGCCGUCCCACCGUAGACAGUCCUCAAUCGGGGUCGUCGCAAAAGUUGUUCGAGAAGUCUCUUUACGACCUCAUCAGAGGCCUGCGAAACCACAAGGGCAACGAGCGCGAGUAUAUCCAGAACAGCUUGAAAGAAUGCCGCUCCGAGGUGCGCGGGCAGGACAUGGACGUCAAGGCGACGGCGCUGCUGAAGCUGGUCUACCUCGAGAUGGUUGGCCAUGACAUGUCCUGGGCUUCGUUCCAUGUCCUCGAAGUCAUGUCGUCGCAAAAGUACCACCAGAAGAGGGUUGGAUACCUGGCUGCUGUGCAGAGUUUCCGGUCAGACACAGAAGUGUUGAUGAUGGCCACGAAUCUCUUGAAGAAGGACUUGACCUCGACGCAAGCGACGACAAUAUCCCUCCCGAUAUCUACACUACCACAUAUCAUCAACCCGUCCCUAGCCCUCUCGACCCUCCCCGACCUGCUUCCCCGUUUGAGCCACUCGAACCCCGCCAUCCGCAAGAAGACGAUCGUGACGCUGUACCGUCUGGCGCUAGUGUACCCCGAAACGCUGCGCGCGGCCUGGCCCAAGAUCAAGGAGCGUCUUAUGGACAAGGACGAGGACCCGAGUGUGACUGCAGCUAUUGUGAAUGUCGUCUGUGAGCUGGGAUGGAGACGGCCUCAUGACUUUCUUCCUCUGGCGCCCAGGCUGUUCGAGCUGUUGGUUGAUGGUGGUAAUAACUGGAUGGCCAUCAAGCUGAUCAAGCUGUUCGCGACUUUGACGCCACUAGAGCCGAGACUCGUGCGGAAACUGCUGCCGCCUCUCACUGAGCUAAUUCGGACGACACCCGCCAUGUCACUACUAUAUGAGUGCAUCAACGGUAUUAUUCAGGGUGGCAUCCUGGGUAGUGAGGAUGACAUCUCAGGCCAGGAGGAGAUUGCGACUCUUUGCGUGAACAAGCUCAGGGGCAUGAUCAUGGUGGAUGGCGACCCGAAUCUCAAAUACGUUGCGUUGCUCGCGUUCAACAAGAUCGUUUUGACACAUCCUUUUCUGGUCGCGCAACAGGAAGAUGUCAUCUUGGAGUGCAUCGACAGCCCCGAUAUCACUAUUCGCAUCAAGGCUUUGGACCUCGUUCAGGGUAUGGUUAGCAGCGACAACUUGGUAUCGAUCGUAAGCCGUCUUAUGAAGCAGCUCAAAUCUUCUGCUCCUAAAAGAGAUCGGCCGGGGGCCCCCCUUGGUCCUGAUACCGGGACGGAUUCUGACGACGAAGCGCAAGUCGAAAUCCACACUCCAAACAAAGAGGAGGAGGAGCCUCCACUACCUGAUGACUACAGGAGCGAUGUGAUCGGAAGGAUUCUGACCAUGUGUUCACAAAACAACUAUAGCAGCCUGGUGGACUUUGACUGGUACAUUGAUGUUCUCAUUCAGCUUGUCCGCAUGGCGCCGACGCCACGGUCAGUCGAGACGGAGCUCGACUCAGUAGCAGCCUCCGGCAAGUCGACAGCCGGAGAUGUAUCCGGCAUGAUUGGAGACGAGUUGAGGAAUGUUGCUGUGAAGGUGCAAGCCCUGCGAGGGGCUUCAGUCAGGGCCGCUGAUCUGAUUAUUCAACAACUCAACUCGGAUACCCCCGCUGGGCACUCCCUCUCUUCGGCAUCACUCAAGUCAACUACGUGGUUGGUUGGAGAAUAUGCCAAUCAGCUCGCUUUCCCUGAAGACACUUUGGGAAACAUACUGCGGAUUAUCCCCCGAACACAUAUCCCAGACAUUCUUACGACGAGCCUGCAGGCCGUGACCAAGAUCUUUGCGUACGUCGCCGGCAACGAUGGGCAGCCUUGGACACCGGAGUGGAAAACCAAAAUUACCCUGCUUAUGGCGCGGGUAAUUCACACGUUAGAGCCGCUCGCCCUCCACCCAAACCUAGAGGUUCAGGAGAGGUCGGUGGAGUUCAUCGAGCUUCUGAAGCUCACUGCCGAGGCUGCGUCAGGGCAAGCGCCAUCAUCUGAGGACACUCACCAAGAUGCUCCCCUUCUCCUCACACAAGCCAUCCCAUCUUUGUUCCAGGGAUGGGAACUUAACUCUGUUGCUGUUGGCGCCCAGAAGAACGUGCCAAUACCCGACGGUCUCGACUUGGACGAGCCCAUCCACCCCAACCUGAGUUAUCUUCUUUCGCAAGCGGACAUCAUACCUAUGGAGGCGAGCGAAGCGGACGACUUCGAGGUUUACUACCACCAGCGUCCUGCUCCAACCAGCAUAUCUUCCGCAGAGCCCGCUAUCAACAAGAUUGCAGACGUACCAGAAGAAGUCGUCAGCUCGUAUCAACAAGCGACUGAGGACAGCUAUCUGGACGCAGACAUCGUUGCAAGGCGGAAGGCCGAGCGAGCAGAACGCAAUCGUGACGAUCCAUUCUACAUUGGCGGAGCAGACAGCAACCCCAGAUCGUCAACACCCAUUCACAGCAUCUUACAAAAGGAGAAUGGCCCGGAUCUUGACAUAGACUCCAUACCGAUAAUGCAGUUGGACCUCGACAAGCUAGGCUCAUCUGCUCCAGGUCCAACAUCACCCAUCAGUCGACCGCAGCCGCGACCGAGGCAGCGCGUUGUCAUCGCCGCGGACGAGACGCUGGUAGGGAGCGGCGUCUCCACUCCGCGCAACUACGAGUCCGAGAACAACUCCGACAGCUUCACCAAGUCGCGCGCCAAAAAGCUACGACAGGGUCUGUUGCAAGUCGACUCGUCGACCCUGGGUAGCCUCAGCCUCGAAGAGAGUGGCGGCUCGGGUGGCAUGGGUUCCUCCAAUGCGCCGUUCGAUUACGAACAACAGCAGCGCGAGGAGGCGGAGAUGGCGCAGGCGAUGAAGGAGGUCGAGAGGCUGCGUCUCGAGAUGCAGCGCGCCAACGAGCGGAUCCAGGUCGCGCAGGGGGUCGAUGCCGCCGGCGUGGUUGUCAAGAAGAAGACGAAGAAGGCCAAGAAGGAUGGCGACGGCACGACGGUGGUGAAGAAGAAGAAGAAGAAGGCUCCGGCCGUCGUGCUCACUGACGACGCCGAGAACGGGGCCGGCGAGGAGCCCGCUCCCAUCCUUGCUGCCCCGACAUUGGCGGCUCUCGAAGGCGGAGACGACGCUGGGCCGGCGGUCGUGGUGCCCAAGAAGAAGAAGAAAAAGAAGACGACCAAGAUGGCUGAGAUUGCGGGGGACACGCCUAGCCCGAGUUGA